UGACAGCGCAGAGGCGCACGUUGGAGACCGGACACCCCCGAAUUGCUGUGCGCGGGCCACGAGAAAGGCCCCUGCAUCAUGAUGAACCCCGCGCAGGGGUCGCCGUCACCAGACGCCAAGCAGGAGGAGAUGCGCGCGGAGGGCGACGACUUCCAACCCAAAGACACGCAGACCACCGACAAAGGAUACAAACUCCCGUUCAGCGUCGAGUCGCUCAUUUCCAAAAGCGCCUGUCGGACUUCUCACCAGCCCUCAGAUUCAGGCGUGCUGCCGAAGCGCGCGGGCGCACACGGCGCGCGCUUCUCUCCAAGAACUUUUUACGCGGAGAGCUCGCAGGGAGUCUCCGAGGAGGACAGUCCGCAGCUGUGUGAGAAAGAGCACAGCUCCUGGUACCAGGUGUCCUCCUUCUCUACACCUCCUCGAAGCUCAAGUCCAAGUCAGUGCACUCUAAGGAAGCACAAAAACAACAGGAAACCUCGCACGCCCUUCACUACCUCGCAGCUGCUCGCGCUGGAGCGCAAGUUUCGCCAGAAGCAGUACCUGUCCAUCGCCGAGAGAGCCGAGUUCUCCAGCUCCCUCAACCUGACGGAGACUCAGGUGAAGAUCUGGUUCCAGAACAGGAGAGCCAAAGCCAAGAGACUGCAGGAAGCCGAGCUGGAAAAGUUUAAGCUGGCCUCCAAGCCCGUCCUGCCCGCCUUCGCGCUGCCUUUCCCCCUAGGAGCGCACGUGGGAUCCCCCUCCUGGGGGCCCUCAAAUGCCUUACCGAGGCCCAGCCUGCCGGUCCCGGGACUCUUCAGCGGGCCCGUCACGUAUGGAAUGUACUAUUUGUCUUAGAAUUCCUGCCUUUUUACCUGGUUGCAAUAACUUUUUGAGAGAAUGCAUAUUCAUUUGGAGAGCAGAAAUACUUUCCUUCUUUUGUCGUGAACUUGAAUUUGGAUGCGGCUCUGCGCAUCACUCCAAACGUCCUCCAAACAAAAAACAACAACCGUGACCUGCUGACACUGCAGAAUCCACACUUUCAUUUCCUCACAGCACUCCUUAUAAAGACAUUUUAUUUGAAAAUGCGAAUUAUAUUUAGAGCAGUAAAUGUAUUAGUCUUGAACUCUCACGAAGUGGCCUUUAUGGGAGUCCUCUAGAGCCUUCUCAGGACCUGAGCGUCAGUAAAGGCGUUUGCUCUCGCAGCCUCUCGCUUGAAGAGCAGGGCGAGGGCUAUUUAUUGAACAUCUUUCUAUCUGUACUGUGUACACUCGUUUUCAGUUGUAAGAAAUUAUUUCAGUGAAGUAAAUACA
Molecule: messenger RNA, 1289 nt
Organism: Oryzias melastigma (Indian medaka)
Lineage: Eukaryota; Metazoa; Chordata; Actinopteri; Beloniformes; Adrianichthyidae
Product: homeobox protein MSX-2
Exons: 2
Coding region: 79-834 (251 amino acids)
Biological process (GO): embryonic morphogenesis; regulation of transcription by RNA polymerase II
Cellular component (GO): nucleus
Molecular function (GO): RNA polymerase II transcription regulatory region sequence-specific DNA binding; DNA-binding transcription factor activity, RNA polymerase II-specific
Source: RefSeq, a predicted model, not a curated record